CAGUAGCUCGAGUCUAACACGUCGAUCAUAUCAUGUUGAAGAUGAACGGGUGGCCGCGACACAGCCAAAAUAAAAGCCGGAACCUGAGGAGAGAGUGUUCCAGAAGGAAGUGUAUCUUCAUACAUCACCAUACCUGAAAAUAGAACCCAGUCCAACCACAGACAUGGCAGCUGAGUCCCUGCCUUUCACCUUGGACACAGUGUCCAGCUGGGAGCUGGAAGCCUGGUAUGAGGAUCUGCAGGAGGUGCUGUCCUCAGAUGAAAAUGGGGGUCCCUAUAUCUCAUCCCCUGGAAACGAAGAGGAGGAGUCAAAGACCUUCACUACUCUUGACCCCGCAUCCCUAGCUUGGCUGACUGAGGAGCCAGGGCCAGCAGAGGUCACAAGCUCCUCCCGGAGUCCUCGCUCUCCGGAUUCCAGUCAGAGCUCUAUGGCUCAGGAGGAAGAGGAAGAUCAAGGAAGAACUAGGAAACGGAAACAGAGUGGUCAGUGCCCAGCCCGGGGUGGAAAGCAACGCAUGAAGGAGAGAGAACAGGAGAAUGAGAGAAAAGUGGCCCAGCUAGCUGAAGAGAAUGAGCAACUCAAGCGGGAAAUCGAGCGCCUGACCAGGGAGGUGGAGGCCACUCGCCGGGCUCUGAUCGACCGCAUGGUAAAUCUGCACCAAGCAUGAACAAUUGGGACCAUCAUUCCCCAAAUGGAUGUGACCCUCAACUGCAUGUUGAGUAGGGAAAACAAAGGCUCUCAGCUUGUGUAUAUGUAUAUAUUGUACAUUCUUUAUUGUUGUCCAUACCCAGUAAAGGGACUUUCUAACAACA
Myodes glareolus (Bank vole) is the source of this 812-nucleotide messenger RNA. RefSeq names its product DNA damage inducible transcript 3 (gene Ddit3). NCBI's taxonomy places the organism in Eukaryota, Metazoa, Chordata, Mammalia, Rodentia, Cricetidae. Gene Ontology annotation, molecular function: DNA-binding transcription activator activity, RNA polymerase II-specific; transcription factor binding; RNA polymerase II cis-regulatory region sequence-specific DNA binding. The record is from RefSeq and is a predicted model, not a curated record. Gene Ontology annotation, cellular component: CHOP-ATF3 complex; CHOP-C/EBP complex; cytoplasm. Gene Ontology annotation, biological process: ER overload response; negative regulation of transcription by RNA polymerase II; intrinsic apoptotic signaling pathway in response to endoplasmic reticulum stress.